Molecule: messenger RNA, 1506 nt
Organism: Ananas comosus (pineapple)
Lineage: Eukaryota; Viridiplantae; Streptophyta; Magnoliopsida; Poales; Bromeliaceae
Product: mitochondrial arginine transporter BAC2
Exons: 2
Coding region: 296-1183 (295 amino acids)
Biological process (GO): transmembrane transport
Molecular function (GO): transmembrane transporter activity
Source: RefSeq, a predicted model, not a curated record
CCGAGCUACAACUGUUCUACAACACUUUCCAAUUUGUUUCUAAAAAAUUUACUCAACAUACGUGUCUGAACCGGUGUCGUGCUAGAUUAAUUGUCUUUCAUCUGGUCAUCAGGCUCGGUCGACAUUUUUGGUAACAGAUAAACCAACCCUUCCUGCGUAUCCCCUUUCGUUCCGUAUUAUUAGAUCGACGAACAAGAAGAAGAACCCUCCACGACAACAUAAGAAGCUGGAUUACGCAUUUGGAGAGAGAGAGAGAGGGAUUUGAGUUUUGUUGGCGGCGAAUGGUGGUGGGGGGAUGGAGUUCUGGCCGGAGUUCUUGGCGAGCAGCUGGGGGAGGGAGUUCGUGGCGGGAGGGGUCGGGGGGAUGGCGGGAGUCAUCUCCGGCCACCCCCUCGACACCCUCCGAAUCCGCCUGCAGCAGCCCCCCCCCAGCACCGGCGGCAUCGGCCGUGCCUCUGCGGUCCGGCUGCUCCGUAGCAUCGUCGCGGCGGAGGGCCCUUCCGCCCUCUACCGCGGCAUGGGGGCGCCGCUCGCAUCCGUCACCUUCCAGAACGCAAUGGCGUUCCAGGUGUAUGCAAUCCUCUCCCGAUCAUUCGACUCGUCUGACGAUCCGACAGAACCGCCUUCUUACAAGAGCGUGGCGCUGGGCGGGGUCGGGACAGGUGCACUUCAAAGUCUAAUGCUAAGCCCCGUUGAGCUCGUCAAGAUCCGCCUCCAGCUCGGCGGCGACCGCUUGGGUCCGCUGGGCACGGCCAAGCACAUUCUAAAACACGAAGGGCUGCGGGGCAUAUACCGCGGGCUCUCCAUUACGAUCCUCCGUGAUGCUCCGUCCCACGGUGUCUACUUCUGGACUUACGAAUUUUCUCGCGAAAAGCUUCAUCCAGGGUGUAGGAAAACCGGGCAGGAGAGUCUCGGGACGAUGCUCGUGGCCGGGGGGUUGGCCGGAGUGGCGAGCUGGGUGUGUUGCUACCCGUUGGACGUGGUGAAAUCGAGGAUUCAGGCGCAGGUGGGGUUCAAGAGGUAUAAUGGCAUUGUGGAUUGCUUUCAGAGGAGUGUGAGAGAAGAGGGGGUGUCGGUGCUGUGGCGCGGCCUGGGAACGGCAGUUGCGCGCGCAUUCGUCGUGAAUGGGGCUAUCUUCUCGGCGUAUGAAUUGGCUUUGAGAUUUUUGGCUAAUGGCAAUUGACGGAUUGUGAUCGAGGAGAAUUGACGCUUGUGGAUCAGAAGUAUCAAGAAUCCCAAUAUGAUGACUUUAUUAUACAUGAAAGCUCAUUCGUAACAACUUGUUCAUUUUUUAGUGAGGCGCAUUAUACUGUAGUUGGGCGAUCUUAUUGUAAAUAUGAAACAGAAUAGACCAUUCUUUGAAGCUCCUGCAAAUAUAGUAAAUUGAGGAACGAUACGGUGAAAAUAGUUGAUUAAUGGAAUACAUAUAGUGGUGCGAAUUGAAAAUGUGUGAACCUUUUCUCAACUAUAAAGGAAUGAUGAAUCUGUCCAUGGGAUCGAUCUUUA